GUUUGUACCGUAGUACCACAAUCUCUGACUUAGUCCCUCACAACGCACUAAUGGUGCUGGGUCUGCUGUCCUCGCUCCUGCGCGUAGCCGUGCUACCCAGUGUGGCCGCUCGUGUCCCGAUCAUACGCCCGCCUGGUUUCUCCCUUCCCAAAAUUUAUCCGAGUCUCUUUCCCGCUUUCCAACAACGGUUUGCGUCGCGGGGGACGGAGUAUCAGCCCUCACAACGGCGUAGGAAGAGAAAACAUGGCUUUCUCGCUCGAAAAAAGACAGCCAAUGGACGCAAGAUUUUACAACGCCGGCUGGCGAAGGGCCGACUGGCUCUCAGUCAUUAGCAUCACUGGGUUGCUCGGAGUAGACACCUUCGCUCACUCUCACUGGUGUAGAAGUCAUCCUACGACAGCAUAUGUCUUAUGCAAGGUUUCGUAGCCCAAGAUAUCCUCUCGAUUAGCGCUAGAUACAGUUUGCUAGGAAGGCAAAUACGAUUCAAUUAUAAUCUAAGA
Molecule: messenger RNA, 500 nt
Organism: Pisolithus orientalis
Lineage: Eukaryota; Fungi; Basidiomycota; Agaricomycetes; Boletales; Pisolithaceae
Product: ribosomal protein L34-domain-containing protein
Exons: 2
Coding region: 51-332 (93 amino acids)
Biological process (GO): translation
Cellular component (GO): mitochondrial large ribosomal subunit; ribosome
Molecular function (GO): structural constituent of ribosome
Source: RefSeq, a predicted model, not a curated record